Spirometra erinaceieuropaei is the source of this 261-nucleotide messenger RNA. NCBI's taxonomy places the organism in Eukaryota, Metazoa, Platyhelminthes, Cestoda, Diphyllobothriidea, Diphyllobothriidae. The record is from the annotation of a GenBank genome assembly.
AUGAUGGAGAAGCAUACUGUUGAUGCUGCCGAGGACGCUGAUGGUGAUGAUGAUGAUGAUGAUGAUGAUGAUGAUGAUGAUGAUGAUGAUGAUGAUGAUGAUGAUGAUGAUGAUGAUGAUGAUGAUGAUGAUGAUGAUGAUGAUGAUGAUGAUGAAGACGAUGCGGGCAGUAAUUGUAACAGUGCUGAUGGCGGUGUGUUUGGUGGACAGGUUCGCGACUGUGAUGAUGCUGAUGGUGGUUUGGUUCCUGUCGCCUCGUAA